GGCUCUAAGUGAAGCCAGCUGCCACGCUAUGAGCUGCUCUUGGGAGGGGCUCACGUGGCAACAGUCAACAACCAAAAAGAAUCCGGGGCCCUCAGUGCAACAACCUCCAAGGAACCAAGUCCUGCCAACAACCGCUGGAGUGACCUUGGAGGCAGAUCCACCCGCAGCUGGACUUUGAGAUAACUGAAGUCUCCUCCCUGGAGCCUGCAAGCAACCCUGAGCCAGAGGCCAGCUAAGUCAUGCCUGGAUUUCUGACCCUUGGAAACUGUGAGGUCGGAUGUGAGUGUUGCUUUAAGCCACUAAAUGGUGGAGUGAUUUGUUGUACAGCAAUAGAUAAUAGUCUCCAUUAUUUAAGACUAAGUAUCUAUUGUCAUGUAAUGGGGAAACAAACAUGAAAAAUACAUUGUCCUAGCCUUUAAGGGACACCCAGCGUGUGAUCGCUGCUACUGUGAGUAUUGGGGGAACUGGAGAGGGAGCUGCCUCUCUAACUCGAGCUGAGGGGUCCGGCAGGCUUCCAGGAGAGGCUUCACGGAGCAGGGUCUGGAAAGGUGAGUAAAAGCUUGCCAGGUGAGGCAGGCAGGCAGGCAGUGGGAAGGGAAGCAAGAGAACACAUUUUCUUCCCUCCCCGGAUCUGGGAAAUUGUCGUAAAAUUACACACUUGGCAAGAGGGUAUUUGGCAGUUACAUGCUUGACGCAAGAGCUAGUGAUUCACCCCAAGGCGUCUCAGAAGUGUGUGAGUCAGCAGGCUCUUCCUGGCUCAGACCUUGGUGAGAGCCGGGAUUUGAGUCGACUCUGCUGGAGUGAGCGUGUUGAAGAUGACAAGACUGACUGAGAGGAGAAGAGAUUUGCCUGAGACAAUAAAUACCACCAACUCACUUUUUGAGCGCCAGCUAUGCACCAAGCCCUGUGCUGGCAAAGCGUUAUCUUGUCUAAUCUUCUGGUCCAACCGUGGGGCGAUGGUAUAAUGGCCACCAUAAGGAGCAGGUAUCUUCAGAUCAAAAGAUAAAAUAGGCAACUCCAUAGAAUAUAAGACUUUAUUAGAUGGUAAUUUACUUACAAGAAGAUCGAGCUAGAGCAGAAAGACGGCCCAGCAGUUUUGCAUAAAUUAUUCUCCACUAAAGACUCUUCUUACUGUACCGUUUUUAUGAUACAAUUCAGGUGCUAUCGAUUGACAAAACAAAAGGACAAAGAAUGUAGCAGCGCCAGGGGCUUUACUUACCUCCUGGUAGUCAAUAUUGUCACCAGUUUGAUAGUCAUCCUGGCCAUUACUAACAAAAGUGUUUAAGGUUACUUUUUAAGGACGACAGAUCAUCAUUAACUAGAAGGCUUUGAUAUGCUUGCUGGACAGUGAGGUUGGUCAAAGGUCACAGCAUGAAAGGACAUAAAGAAGGAGAUGGUUUUAGUUCAAAUCUACAUCUAUACCCCCUCACAACAAUUACCUGAGUUUUUUGUUCCUGUUACAGAAGAGGAAAUGGAGAGAAUGUGCCCAAGGUCGCACAGCUGCAGUGAGGAAGCCACAGUUUACCCAGAGGCAGUUCAUCCUCGGAACCUGAGCUUUUACCCCUGUUCUGUGCUGGAAAAUUAGGGGUUAGGCCUGGAAAAAAUCCAAGUCUCUUGACUCCCAGCCUAGAGCUGUCCUGUUUCUUUUUUAAAAUUUUCUAAUCAUAGUAAAAUAUACCAAUACAUAAAAUUUACCAUCUUAGCCAUUUUUAUGUACAAUUUGGCAAUGUUACAUGCGUUCACAUUGCUGUGAAACCAAUCUCUAGAACUUUUUCAUCUUGCAAAACUGAGGCUCUAUAAUGAUUAAAAAACUCCCCAUUCCCCACGGCCCCUGGCAACCUCCAUGCUACUUUCUGUCUCUGUGAAUUUGAUUAUUUUAGGUUGGAGCUAUCCUGUUUCUCAAAGUUCACCUGUUUUGCUGUUGAGCCAUCUGUUCUCAGUGUCGACAGAAUGAAUUGGACAGCCAGGGCUGCAGGAGUUCCAGGGAGGCCAAGGCGGGGUGAUCAGGGAAGGCUGCCUGGAGGAGGCGGCAGGUGAGGGAGGGAUGAGUUCUGCCUCUUUUGCUCUAGAAGGUGGAGAGAUGGUGGUAAGGGUGACUCAGGGAUGCUUGGCCCAUGUGGCCUGCCCUUUGAUUUAUGGUGGCCACCUCAGCGCCAACCUUUGUCCCCAAGUGAGUUCCUGUCAGAUGAGUAGGAGGUGCCAAGCCAUCCCAAAGGCCAGUGACUUGCCAAAGGCCUGGAGAAGUCCUGCGCCUGCCACCUCUAGAACCAUGGGGACAGUGCUGCACAGCCAGUCCUUGCGUGGACCACGGUCCUCCUAUGGCAAGCUCCAGGAGCCCUGCGGGAAGCCCCUGGAGGGCCGACUGCGCCGGGCACUGAGCCUUAGACAGGGGCGUGAGAAGGCCAGGGCCUCGGAUAGAGGCCCGGAAGGGCUGGACUCCCCCAGUCAGGAGCAGUGGCUGGGGGGCCUGGGGGACACGGAGCAGCUGGUCCAAGCUCAGCAAGAAGGAAGCCGGCGGUGGCUGAGGCAAUAUCAACAGGUUUGUUUAAUGGAUGGA
This is a messenger RNA of Pteropus alecto (black flying fox), 2557 nucleotides long. It is a transcript of the gene CUNH11orf86, whose product is annotated as chromosome unknown C11orf86 homolog. The transcript is spliced from 2 exons. Lineage: Eukaryota; Metazoa; Chordata; Mammalia; Chiroptera; Pteropodidae. The annotation marks the transcript as partial. The record is from RefSeq and is a predicted model, not a curated record.